This is a messenger RNA of Selaginella moellendorffii, 2082 nucleotides long. RefSeq names its product RING finger protein B-like. The transcript is spliced from 7 exons. NCBI's taxonomy places the organism in Eukaryota, Viridiplantae, Streptophyta, Lycopodiopsida, Selaginellales, Selaginellaceae. The record is from RefSeq and is a predicted model, not a curated record. The coding region runs from base 308 to 2041 and encodes 577 amino acids. Gene Ontology annotation, molecular function: protein binding.
ACUCGCUUCUUUUCCCUCUUUCUCCGUGUAGAACGCAUUUUUCUAUAGCCUCGAUUCACUCCUCGCUUUUGUUGGGCUUCGUGUAGGCAAUAAACUAGACAUUUGUUUCGGGAGGGCCGUUUGGCUCAGUUCUCCCGAGUUAUUGGCAUUUUCCUGCUUCUGGCAUGGCCACAUGAGCUUCAGGUCUAGAAUUGAGCUCAGCCUCACGUAAGCAUACGCGUACUACUUUCAAAGUUUCUUUAAAUCCUCUUUUCGCGUUGGUUCCAGGUGGUUUGGGCAAGAGCGAUAUAGUUUUUGAGGAGCAGCGAUGGAGGCAACAACAACGAGAAGCGAGGCUUCUUGGUUUCAUCCCAAGCUUGCGGAUCAAAACUUGCCAGAGAGAUGGGGCCAUUCUGGAGUCUACUGCGAUGGGAAGCUCUACAUCUACGGGGGAUGCCGUGGUGGUCUCCAGUUCAGUGAUGUCUUGAUGCUGGAUCUGGAGACGGUGUCUUGGGAGAAACUUGUCACAACGGGCGAAGAGCCUGGUCCCCGGGACAGUCACACUGCCGUGCUUUACGAUCACAAAAAGAUGAUAGUCUUUGGGGGUACAAGUGGAUCAAAGAAAACUAACGCUGUUCACGUACUUGAUCUAAAGUCUUUAGUCUGGGCUCGGCCAUCUAUGCAAGGCUCUCUUCCUGCUCCAAGAGAAAGUCACACGGCAACUAUGAUUAGUGAGAAUCAGGCCUUGGUUUUUGGUGGAAGUGGUGACAACGGAGAUUAUCUGAGCGACACUCACAUCCUGGAUUGCGGGAGUAUGAAAUGGAUUUCGCUGUGCGGGAAAGGCUACUCGCCAAUUUGUCGGGACAGCCAUAGCUCGGUCGUCAUCAAGAAUCGGCUUUUUCUAUAUGGAGGUGACUGUGGAGAUCGGUACUUGGGAGGUGUGGAUGUGCUUGACUUGGAGCUCAUGACAUGGUCCAAGCUAGAGAAUGCCGGGUCAACAACGAAGCCGGGAGUGAGAGCUGGUCACGUUGCAAUAGCAGUCGACACAAAGAUGUAUGUUUUUGGAGGUGUUGGCGACCGGACGUACUACAGCGAUGUGUGGGCCAUGGACGCUGAAACGCGUUGCUGGUCUCAACUGAAAAUUCGAAGCUUGCAGCCACAGGGUCGAUUCUCUCAUGUCGCAGCUCGUGCUGAUGACGGCGUAAUUGUUUACGGCGGAUGUGGCGAAGACGAGAGACCUCUAGACGAGUUCCUCGUCCUGUGUAUUGGCGGAGACGAGCUGCCUAAGCCCGGGAUUUGGUCAAAGCUUAAUAACGAGCAGAGAAUGCAGAUAGUUGGACAGAAGACUUCUUCGCGGCCUUCCGUUUCCUCUCGCAAGGACGACUUGGCGACUCGCCGUGUGUUGCGCAGCGAGAAUCUGCUCAUGAAAGGCGUUCUUCAAGGCUAUGCAGCGGAAAGAACAAUUCAAAGUACUUCUCUCCAUUGUGAAUUCUUCUCGUCCGGUUCUACAGUGCACAAGAAGCGGACGUCACGCGACUUAUUAGUAUUCCGUGAGAACGACGACUGGUCCGUUGUCGAAUCCACAGUUUCAGGAAAGUGGCAAGCUCCAAAUCAUGGUUUCUCACACAACAGACAUAAAUCUCUAACUCUAAAGCUGGGGACCAAUCAUCACGCUCAGUGCUACGGCAUUCAGGCAAGCGAAAAAUUUCUGAGCUCGGAGUUUCAAUCUCUUUUUAUCCUUGUUUUGUUUUAUCUUGUGUACGCACAGAUUGGAAGCGAAGUGCAUGGAGUUGUGGACGCUAUGUUCGAUUCAGGCUACCUUAUGACUGCUCACCUAAACGGCCAAGUUCUCCGCGGUGUUCUUUUCAGCCGCGAUCGCGCGACUACGACCGAGAAAGAGGAUGUCUCGACACGAGUAGAAUCUCCGGGAAAUUUAGCGUGGCGAAGCGCUGGUGUGGCUGCUCCAAGAUCUAUCGCUGUGGAAGAAAAGCCCAGCGCGAUGAGUGACGACGAGGAAGAAGUGACGCUCAGCUUAGCUACUAAUCACGUUUAUGCGGACUAAUCACCUUUUAUGAGAAAGGGUAUUUUACUCUUUUUCUAUUU